Messenger RNA from Candidozyma auris, 1428 nucleotides. RefSeq names its product kinetochore-associated Ndc80 complex subunit NUF2 (gene NUF2). Gene Ontology annotation, molecular function: protein-containing complex binding. The coding region runs from base 1 to 1428 and encodes 475 amino acids. Lineage: Eukaryota; Fungi; Ascomycota; Pichiomycetes; Serinales; Metschnikowiaceae. The record is from RefSeq and is a predicted model, not a curated record. Gene Ontology annotation, biological process: attachment of mitotic spindle microtubules to kinetochore; meiotic chromosome segregation; mitotic spindle organization. Gene Ontology annotation, cellular component: Ndc80 complex; kinetochore. The transcript has a single exon.
AUGAUAGGCCGCUCAGACGGUUCGACUCUUGGUGGGGCCCGCAUGUACAAUAGGAAUAAGGACGCAUUUCCCUUACUUGAUUUCAAAGAGCUCUCGAUAUGCCUCCAAACAAUGGAGUUUACCGCCAGCGAGGAGCUCAUUUCCAGACCAACGAGCCAAUACAUAAAAACACUAUUUGAGCAGUUUGUUGAUAUAUUCAUGGGUCUUUCCAUACAACUGACAGAAGAGCUAUCGAACGAUUUACUAAGAAGAAAUAAUGGCUUCAGCCAUGAUUCGCAUCCAGAAGACGAACAGAACAACGGGCGAUUCGAUGCUAAGAAGGACGACACCUCGCAACUGAUCCCAUUAAUGAUCUUAUUUCGGUGCUCCUUGGCAUUUCUUGAGAAGUGUGGUGUUCAUGAUUUCAACAUCAUGGACCUCAAGAAACCAGAUUCCCAGCGGAUACGACGAAUACUAAGUGCUGUGAUCAAUUUCGCCCGUUUCCGUGAAGAAAGAAUGAAAGAUUGUGAGCCAAUUGCGCAGGUUUGUGAAGAACUUUCCGAAGAUGCUAGAAAAGUUGAGUCUGAAAUCGUCCUGGUGCAGAAUGAGAUCGACAAGCUCAGGGAACAGGUAGGGGAAAACAACGAGGGAAAUAAGAAGUCUACGCUAGCUCAGCUAAAUAAUUACAAUUCCAAGCUACAAGCGGAGCUAAAGAAUUUGGAGAAGGCGUCAACUCAACUUCAACUAGAACACGCCCAGUACAAGGAACAGAAGAAUGGUCUCCUAGAUCAAUUUAAAGACCUACAUUGGUUGGUAGAAAAAGAGGCACUCGAUGUCGAGAAGUAUAAGAGCUUCAUGUUGAUUAAUGCCAGUGAGCUCAAUACCAUUCUUGACGAUCUCAAGAAAAGUCUUGAGGACGCUGAGCAGGAACUUCGAGCAGGUGAGAUCAAGCUUCAGAAUCGCUCAAAAACCAUUGAAUCUAUCAAAACCACGGAAGAUGAGCUUAAAAACAUUCUUACAAUUGUGCAGAGUAUUAUUGACGACCUUGUUCGCUUAGAGGAAGUAAGAACUGCAAUUGAUAAACAAUUGGCGCUGCGGGAUAAAGAAAUCACCAAUAUUGAGGAGAUCGAAACACUGAUACGAGAAUCCGAAAGAUUUCUCAAAAAUCACGAAGAAAAGAUUCAGAAUACCAACAAGCUAGCAUCGAAGAAACGCGAGGACGCCAAGCACAGGUUAAAAAUACUAGAAGAAGAAUAUGCUCGUCUUACCGACGAGAGGGGUGUAAGAGAAAAGAAGAUGGAUCAAAACAGACUUAUCAUAAAAAGUCUAGAGGAGGACAUCAGCAAAAUGAAAGCAGCCUUCGAGCGCGAGAAACGCGACAUUGAGACUGCUAUUACUAGGCUAAAUGCUCACAUCAGGUCAUACUUGUCUGAUAUGAACAAUGUAUAA